ACAUUAAUAGUAGUAACUCCAUCAAAAAAGUAAACAACAAAAAAAAAACAAUUUUUUAUUUAUUAUCAUGUGAAAUAAAAAAGCCAUUUUUAUUAGACUCAAACUUAAAUCCCAAUGAAAGCUGGAUUUGAUGCCUACCCAAAAGCCCAUUCACUCUCUCCUCUUUCAGAGGGAAAAAAACAAAGUAAAAGGAAAGAACCCAAAAAAGAAACAAAAGGAAAAAUUGGCAGAGAGUGAAAGGUGAGUGGGAGAGAAAGAAAGAAAGAAAGAGAGUCUCUUUCUUUUUGGAGUAUUGGGUCAGGUUCUUUUGCCAAUGCCAAAGUUAUUAUUAUUCACGCUCUCUGAAAAUGCACUAGUAUUAUUAAGCAUGAAACCAUUCUUCUUCUUCUUCUUCAAAUACCUCUCAUCCUUCUCCACUACUCAAACAACACCAAGAUUCUCUCUUUUUUCGCUAUGACAGGUUUGAUUGAUCUAAACACUACUGAGGACGAUGAAACGCCGUCGUCUGGUUCAUCCUCAAACACCAGCAUAGGUAGUACUUUUCUUGGUUCUGGUUCUGGUUCUUCUGUGUGUUUGGAGCUAUGGCAUGCUUGUGCGGGUCCUAUGAUCUCUUUGCCGAAGAAAGGAAGUGUUGUUGUGUAUUUUCCUCAGGGACACUUGGAACAUCUUCACGAUUUUCCGUUAUCUUUCUCUGAUAAUAUACCUUCUCAUGUGUUCUGUCGUGUUGUUGAUGUCAAGCUUCAUGCUGAGGAAGGGAGUGAUGAGGUGUAUUGUCAGGUGUUGUUGGUUCCUGAAAGUGAGCAAAUGCAGCAGAAGUUAAGGGAGGGUGAAGAUGAUGCUGAUGGUGAAGGCGAGGAUGCCGAAGCUGUUAUGAAGUCAACAACACCACACAUGUUCUGCAAGACUCUCACUGCUUCUGAUACUAGCACUCAUGGAGGAUUCUCCGUGCCUCGUCGAGCAGCUGAAGAUUGCUUUCCUCCCCUGGAUUACACUCAAACAAGACCUUCACAAGAGCUUGUGGCAAAGGAUUUGCACGGUCAGGAAUGGAGGUUUCGUCAUAUUUACAGAGGGCAGCCACGAAGGCACUUGCUUACAACUGGAUGGAGUGCAUUUGUGAACAAAAAGAAGCUUGUAUCUGGAGAUGCUGUUCUGUUCCUAAGGGGUGAGGAUGGAGAAUUGAGAUUGGGAAUCCGUAGGGCAGCGCAAUUGAAAAGCUGCAGCAAUUUUUCAUCUCUCUCGGGCCAACAAUUUAAUCUCGGCAGUCUUACAGAUGUAGUUAAUGCUUUAUCUACUAGAUGUGCAUUUAGCAUUCACUAUAAUCCAAGGGUUGGUUCAUCCGAGUUCAUCGUACCUAUCCAAAAAUUCUUAAAGAGCCUUGAUUAUUCUUACUCAGUUGGAAUGAGGUUCAGGAUGCGUUUUGAAUCUGAAGAUGCUGCAGAACGAAGAUUCGCAGGAUUAAUAAUUGGAAUUACUGAUGUGGAUCCCGCUAGAUGGCCUGGAUCAAAAUGGAAAUGCCUAGUGGUAAGGUGGGAUGACAUGGAAGUUUCAAGGCAUAAUAGGGUUUCGCCAUGGGAGAUUGAGCCCUCUGGCUCAGCUUCCACCACCAAUAGCUUGAUGGCAGCUAGUUUGAAGAGGACCAAGAUUGGAUUGCCUUCAUCAAAGCUAGAAUUUCCAGUUCCCAAUGGAAUUGGUGCAUCAGACUUUGGGGAAUCACUGAGGUUCCAGAAGGUCUUGCAAGGUCAAGAAAUUUUAGGCGUUGAUACUACUUUCGAUAGUAUUAGUGCUCAGCGUCACCACUUAUCUGAAUUACGAAGGUGCUAUCCCGGUUCAAACUGUCACGGGAUAGCUACAACAGGAAAUAGCAUCAGAAUGCAACAAAUGAAUUCUGAUGUUUCCUGCAAUGGCUUUGGUGAAUCUUUCCGAUUCCCGAAGGUCUUGCAAGGUCAAGAAAUACUUCCUAGUCAACCAUAUGGAAGAGCCUUUUCUGUCGAUGAGGCUUGUAGAAAUGGUCGCUUUGGACUUUUUGAUGGUCACCAUAUGCUGAGAUCCACAAAUGAAUGGUCUUACUCUUCCCAGAUGAAUAACAAAGCACAUUUGCAUCCAUCUGGACAAGUUUCAUCUCCUCCAUCGGUGUUAAUGUACCAACACACAGUCAAUCCAGUUUCAAACUUCAGUUACAAUAACAAUAUUGAUCAGGUGAUGGAGGAUAGAGUUCAUCAAAGAGGUUCAUUUUAUACUUCUGAGGUGAAAGGUGGUACAUUUGCAUCAACUCCAUCUUACGAGCCUAGUUUCCGUGGGCCUCAGAACAACACAAAUUCAUUUAGUACACAACAUUCACACGAUUCAAUUUCACUACAGAGGGGCAGUCAAGAGUUGGUUUCCACAUGUAAAAGUAGCUGCAGAGUCUUUGGUUUUUCAUUAACCGAGGGUGCUCCCCUUGCAAGUAAAGAGACCGAACCAUCUGCAGUCACUUGUCAGAUAAAUCCCGGACCCUCCUCCUUCACAAGACAUGUUGAAGAUGAUUUCAAUCCGAGGCAUUUGCUUAGGAGCAAUGCGGUUGAAAGUUACUGUACUAAAGUAAGCAAUCUUCAUCCUGUUAGAGACAUGGUAAUCGAUAGAGUAUUAUUCUAGUGCACUUCUCAAAGGCUACAUUGACUAGUUAUUUCAUUUGUGGGGAUUAAGAUUUAAGUAAUACUGUUAAUAUUGUAUGCAGGGUGUGCUGCAGUAUUGACUUGAAAAUCAUGAUGUAUGCUAACACUGAAAGCUGGCUUUGAGACAGAAGAAAAGAAUGUCUGUUGUUGUAUUUGUGUUCUUUGUUGUAAUAACUUAGGAUUAUUAAGAACAAAAAAUUAUUGUAACUAAUUGCUGAAUUUAUUAAUUUAUCUUAAAUUGGCUAUGUGCUAUGCUACAUUGAAGUUAUUGUAUUAAUGACCUAUAUGAGCAAAGCCUUUGUUUGGAACCA
Cicer arietinum (chickpea) is the source of this 2962-nucleotide messenger RNA. It is a transcript of the gene ARF16, whose product is annotated as auxin response factor 16. Gene Ontology annotation, cellular component: nucleus. Gene Ontology annotation, molecular function: DNA binding. Gene Ontology annotation, biological process: response to hormone; regulation of DNA-templated transcription. NCBI's taxonomy places the organism in Eukaryota, Viridiplantae, Streptophyta, Magnoliopsida, Fabales, Fabaceae. The record is from RefSeq and is a predicted model, not a curated record.